Monosiga brevicollis MX1 is the source of this 4776-nucleotide messenger RNA. RefSeq lists its product as uncharacterized. Bases 1 to 4776 code for a protein of 1591 amino acids. Lineage: Eukaryota; Choanoflagellata; Craspedida; Salpingoecidae. The transcript has 13 exons. The record is from RefSeq and is a predicted model, not a curated record.
AUGGGUCUGUCCUUCAGUGCCCAGCUCCGGGCGAGCAUCGCAGCAGUCAAGUGCCUCACUGGGCACCACGACAAGCACCACACCAGACGCGACCCGUUGGUACUUGUGGAUUUGAUUGGCCACGCUCAUGAAGCGGGUACGGUCACUUCCACCAAAAAACUCAUGGAAGAGCUGCGCGCGCAUCAGAUUGAGCUGCGCGCACAUCGUCAGCCAGCUCACAUGAUCCUGCUCGAGCUCGCCCGCCAAUUAAGUGCCGUCAACUUCCAGCGGCACGAGUAUUUUCGCCUUGACACGUUUACCGACGACGGGUUCAGCCAAUGGCGCAGCAGCGAGUCGCUCCGUUUGACGCGCCUCAUGCAGCGUCUGCGUGAGCAUCCUGACCUUGUUCAUACCCCGGCACCAACACCUCGCGACGGCGAUUUUCACGGGUCACAAACAUACAUGCUCCAUUAUGCCUGUCUCUUUCGUGCCUGUCUUGUUGCCGACCAGUCACUUUUCACACACCUUCAACCAGACCUCUCGUAUCCCGCGCAAUCUCUGCUGCGCGAGUACGCACUGCAGUAUGGGAUCGAUGACACCCACGCUGCGCUCGUCCAAUUGCGGGCGCUGAGCGAUCUGUUCAUGCUUUCUGAGCCCUUUCUCUUGCGCCUCCACGAUGCUCUACAAGCCGUUCUUUUUCUGCACUGGCCACCCUUGAUGAAUGCCCAGACUGGAAUACCCUUGCUCCAGGAAGGGCAAAGUCCCAGCACUAGGGCGGCCAGCUCCAAGCAUGAGUCGACGGGCGCUCAGAACGAGGCACGGCCCUUCAAUAGUGCCGAGCUGAUUGAGCUUGAGGUUGCCGUCAACGCCAUCUACCAUGAUAUCACUCAAGUGCUGCAUACGCUCUUUGACUUUUUCCCUUCCCCAGCCGAAGCAGGGUCCCUGCGCUUGCUAAUCUCCAGUCUGGGCGUUGUUCUCAAAAUCCUGGCACAUCACUCCUGGACGCCUCUGCAGAUGACCAGUGCGAGCGGCGAAUCCGUUGCGCCAGCGACGCUUGAACUGACAGAGCAGGUCGCUCAGGCUCUGGAUGCAGCAAUGCAGCACCGCUUUCAGCGCUUGCUCAAUGCCGUUCAUGGCCUUGACGUUAUGUCCGCUUCAGCUACGUUGAGCAGCGACGGCCCGCUACGAGCUGCCGUGCCAGGUUCGCUCUCAGAGAGCCGGCACCGCCUUCGUGCCCCACCGGCAGCCAGUCCUGCUUAUGGAUCCCCCACGAUAGGCAACGGCAGUGUGACGGGCCGCGAGCGAACAGACAGCUUUGGCCCCACGAGCGGGCCCCCAGCAGCCGUCACAACCGCCGCCGCCGCCGCUGCUGCCUCUGUAGUGGCUGCAGCAGUGCCUGAAACUGCUUCGUCGUUAGUGGACCAGCCCCCUCGAGACCACUUUGAAGGACGACGCCGUUCGCAGCGCUUGGUCGAGCUGCACCAGGUCUCAGGACAGCAUCUACAACAGCUCUUGGCCAUGCUGGGCCCUGAUCUGCAUCAACUUGUGCAGCAGUGGUCUGCUUGGUGGCCAGCCUACGACUGGGCGCAUCGCGCCCCUCAGGUUUAUCUUUGGCAAUUCCACGAGCUCAUGCACUCCCAUCAGACCAGUGUCACGGCUUUUGAUCAUUCAGACUUUAUUGAUGCGCGCUUGGUGGGAUUGCUUGCGCAGACAGCAUCCUUUUUGCGUGGAAUCUCUUCCAGCACAAGGUUGGAAGAUAUCGAGCGUACCGAAGCUAUUUUUGAACCGCUCAUCAUUCGAUGGCUUGGCCGCAUCCAAGUGCACUCCGAGCAGACGUUGGCCACAUGCUUUCGCGCCAAUGAAAGCUUUGUUCGCGUCUUUGACCUGCGCGCCUCGGUUGACCUCCUGGCCUCAGGCCUGGACCUGACCCAUGCUGUCAGUGCCCUCCUGCGUGCUGGCAUGUCUCUCUGCGAGCUCUUCUCGACUUCUCAAGCCGCCGUCAUGGCUCGUCAGCUGAACAUGGCCGCCGGCGAGCUUGUCCGCAACUACAUGCUCCUGCUGCUGUCCAUCGACUAUGUGCACAUUGCCAAAUGCCUCGAGGCUGACCUGAAUGAGGACUUUAAUAUCCGCGUCAACGCCAACGAUGAUCGCCAGCUUCCUGACCUUUCCUUUGCAGGCCAACGCACCACCUGGUUCGUCUUUGAUCAUCCACACAACAAAGCCACUGCCUACGACUUUGGUUUGCACAAGUCCAGCCCUGAUACAAGCCAAGCUGGUGAGCGAGCCAGCACAAACCUCGAGGUGUGGCAGGAGCUGCCUGGCGAAGCCAUUGACCGCGGUGAAACGCCACUAUUGGAUCUGGCACGUCCCCUCGUGGAGCGACGGCGGUGUCGACUCCAGGCUCAAGAAGCAAGCGCGCCUGGCACUGGCCGGGCUUCGCUUGCUGACAACAAUGGUCUCGCCAAAGAUCUGAGUGACCUGGACCUCUAUGCCUCUGCACGAGAUGGUGUGGGCAGCGAGCCCUUCAGCAGCAACACGACCUCGCCCAUGCGAUCACCACGUGCGCAACAGCGCUUUUUCGGUCAACGCAGCCGGGACCAGCCCCCAACACGCCGUGAACGCCCGAGCAUCAAGCGACGUGGUGGUGUCAGCUCAGAGGACACGGGCUACGUGAGCACGCAACGGCAUGGCGGCCCACUUCCGCGAUCCGCUGCCACAACCCGCCCAGCCUCGCCGCAUCUGUCAGAUAUUGACAGCGCUUUUGGCGGAGACGGCGCUCAUUCCACCACCUCUGAGCUGCUGACCAAAUCUCUACCGGGACAAAUGGGGCUACAUCAAGUGAUGCCUGAUGUCUCUGUUCGAUUGGCAGAUGGGGAGAGCGAUGCUUCCAGUCAGCGCAUGGUUCGCCUGUCAGCAGAGCAGCUUGCUGGGCCCGCCAUGAUGCAGGCCUCGACAUUCUUCCAGGCCGUUGCGCUAUAUGGCACAUUUCCAAACAGUGCCCUGCAGUAUGCCAUGGAUCUUUUGGGUCCUGUGCAGAUGUAUGCCGUGGAUCCAAACGCGUGCGCACGUUUGUCCACGCUGUGUGCAUGUCAACGCCUGAUGCGGCACUUUGAUGCUCGAUUCGCCCAGCUGCUCAAGGAUCGUGAAAUCUCAUUCACAUUGGAGGAUGACAGCAUUCACCGCUACUUGGACGGCAUUGUCAACUAUUUGGCUGGCAUUCUCUUGGAACGCACAACAACGUACCUCUAUGGGGCGUUUCGCAUUUUGCUGUUGAACACCACCCUCAAAGCGCUUUCAACCGCUGAUCGCUGGCGUCCCAUCACCCGGUACCUGGAGGCACAGCUGGAAGACUUUCGCAUGUAUUGCAGUCCAGCUGCCUACCAGCUUUUUCUAAAGCGCCUGUGGCGCCGAACCAUUGAUGCGCUCAUGCGCGGCGAAUCUCUCGAACCGAGUGCCGUGUUCGCCGUCAUGCAGCAACACGCUGUCAUUUUGCAUGAUGCUGUAGAGCAUAUAUUGGAAUUUUUUGCUCGGAUUGAGCCCAAGCUCUGUCCUCUUGAGGAGCUCAAAGCAUCAACCAGCAACGUGGUCAUUAUCCUGUGGCUCUUGAAGCUGCAAACACCCACUCUCUUGGCCGUGUUUCAGCGUCUCUCCGUGUAUCAACUUGGCCUGGCGGUGGGUAUUGGCGAGAACACGCUCGGCAACUCGCUCUUUUGGGCAAGUCCAACUUUGCCAGGGCUGUUCUCCCCGCUAGCUCUGCUGCAAGCUUUUAGCCAGCGGCCCGCUUCCGAGCGCACUGUCGGCCUGGCCAGUCGAACGAUUGUAGCAUGUCUGGCGCUCUGUGCCAAGGAGUUUGAAUGCGCUUCAUAUUCUAGUCCAGCCCAAGCUUUGAUUCAUGCGGAAUACGUCGUUUCGGCUCUCAAUGUCGUGGUGGCCUUGCUGCGGGAUAUUCUCUUGGCUGAUGGCCUUCUUCGCUCGCGCGGCCUCUUCUUUGUCAACGAGCUCUGUUUACGCGGCCCGUACGACCCCAGCCAACUGCACUGGUGCCGAUUGUCCGAGACCAAGGAUCUGGUUUCCUGGAUUCAAGAGCAUGGACGCUUUGGAGGGCUGCUUUUCAAAGAUAUGAAUGAGGACAGCCUGCCACAACAGGAUUUUCCUCUUCUUUCCCUUGAGCGGGCACAAGAAUCGGACAUUCGCAUGUGUCAAAUCGAAGACAUAUUGCAGAUGUUUUCUACGCCGACGGCUUUUACAGAUCCAGUAGCUGAGAAGUUUCCCGACCUCAAACUCGGUGAUCUGGUUGUGCGCGUGGCUCGUCGGCCCAACCUGCCACCCGAUAUCACGUCUCGACCUCAAGCCCUGCUGCUGUGCUCGCACGACUGCUUGUAUGCCACGGACGAUGCGCCAACGCGCCGAUAUCGUGACCACUCGGAUGCCCUGUAUCGAUUUCGCCUGGAUAACUGCGAGGACCCACAAUCGCUUAAAUCCUUUAACCGGACUCCCGGGCAGGGCUUUGAUGCCGUGUUGCAAUCACCGCCCAUUGCAAGUUCGUCGGGCCCAACGUCGCGUACGCACGGUUUGCGCUGGAAUGCCACAACUUUGGACGCCAAGUCCUUUACGGGUGUCAUUGUAAAGUGGCCGCUUCUGGCGCACAUGCUACACGGGCUGGAAGUUUCUCUGCCUGUAUGCCAGCCAGAUGAGCUCAAGAGCCAGCUGCAGAUGACUUUGCGGGGCCGCCCGAAUGACCCUUUUGCGCUUGUUUUCUUGACGAGCCUUCCACAUCCCCCGGCCGAUGUCAGCUGA